Molecule: messenger RNA, 1075 nt
Organism: Hypomesus transpacificus
Lineage: Eukaryota; Metazoa; Chordata; Actinopteri; Osmeriformes; Osmeridae
Product: copine-8-like
Exons: 7
Coding region: 1-771 (256 amino acids)
Biological process (GO): cellular response to calcium ion
Cellular component (GO): plasma membrane
Molecular function (GO): calcium-dependent phospholipid binding
Source: RefSeq, a predicted model, not a curated record
AUGUCCGUCCCACUCUGGAGUGGAACACACCAGCUAGAUCAUGUAGGCCUUGGCAGAAUCUGGAAGCUGGGGAGAGACUGGGAGAAAGAAAACAGAAAUCAGUUUCUGCUUUGCAAACAGGAUGAGGAGCUUGCACUGCAGAACAAUGGACCCAUUGUCUUGUUGUGUUUGGAAAUUAGUUGGAGGAGGGGAGAUGGUGUUUACAGCUCAAAUAUUGUUUCCUACAGUAUCCUGUGUUUCGAAGAAACGUCCGUUAGAGUUCAUGAGAAAAUUCAUUUUCUCCGAGAUGUAUAUUUAAGAGCAAGGCUUUCAUUCUUCACUUUCAACUUGGUUCCCUCAGAAACAUGCUGGAGGUUUAAAUCCACUCUCCAACUGACUGUUGUUUUCUCUUCUUCUGCCAACAGGAACCUGUUGGACAGAGACACCUUCUCCAAAUCCGACCCAAUCUGCGUCCUGUACACUCAAGGCAUCGGCAACAAGGAGUGGAGAGAGUUCGGAAGAACAGAAGUGAUUGACAACACGCUGAACCCAGAGUUUGUACGCAAGUUCAUCUUGGAUUAUUUCUUCGAGGAAAGACAGAACCUGCGAUUUGAUCUGUAUGAUGUUGACUCUAAGAGUGCCAACCUGUCAAAACAUGACUUCCUGGGCCAGGCCUUCUGCACCCUGGGGGAGGUGGUGGGCUCCCUGGGCAGCCGAAUGGAGCGCGCCCUGGGGAUUGAUGGACAGAUAUUCAUGACGGUGGCAUCUGCAUCAUGUACCCACAAUAGCUGAAGAGGAUGAACAUUAGGCUGACAGAAAUCGGACUCAGUCAUUACAUGUGUGUGUAGCCGUAAAUGUCCAGGUUCUGAGGUACAUGCAGCUGCUGUGCCAGGUUGAGCUGUCUCCUUCCUGUGGUGUGUGUUUCUCAAUGAGAGGCUAAUGUAGUCCGGAAACACCAAUCUGUCUAUCCAUCACCUGUGAUUAGGAUGAUGAGAUGAGCUGUCUGCAGUCUGCAGCUAUUUAGGUCCUCUGUUUGAUUGUUCACAUAGCUGUCAAGCUGAGGGGAGCGGAGGUGGGUGUGCUGGCUGGGGUUAGA